UGUAUGAUCACGUCGUCAAUGGGUCAGGAGCGUGGGAGGGUGAGUUGACCAGGACAUAGACUGCCCUGUGCGCCUGUUUGAAGCAGUUUGAAGUGACGGGAUCGAGCAUGAGGGCAUCGACAGGCAGAGCGCAGAGAGAACAGAGAAAAUACAGAGUAUGCAGCGUAGAGUACAGAGCAAAUACUGCAAAUACAGAGAAUACAGAGAAUACAGCGUAUACGGCGUCGACAGAGAGAAUGCCGCGUAUUGGUUGCUGCUCCACGGGUGAAUGACCAAUCACUGCACAGUGGAGGCAGAUCCCCCACAGAAAGCGACAGCAGCUCAGUGUCAGUCAGCCAGUCUGCGUACUACGACGGUCCAGAGAGUCUGCUCCUCAUCCAAAAGACAAGGCCACCUACAUCCUGCGCGCAUCUCAUCGGACUGCAUCCAUCUAUCGAGCACCAGAAACAAGAAAUCAAGCACAGCACACAACACGCGCCAUAUGGACCCGGCAACGGCCACCGCAGCAACAGCCCAUGCACGUCGUCGCUCCUCCAUCUCAGACUACAGCAGCCUCUUCUCCAAUGCCCAGCCCAAAGCCGCAAGCUUCAUCAACAAGACGCGACACCCUUCUCUCACCAUGAGCAUGAAGGGUGAACGACCGCCCGGUUUCAGCGCAUUGCAACGGGCCAUGGGGAAGAGCGGCGAUGAACAGGCUAUUGUUGAUGAUGAAUCAACGGCAGCAGGAUCAUCAAAUGGCAGUGAACAAGGUGAAGGCACGGGACAUCGACGUGCGCUGACGGACGAUCCUGUGGGGCUUGGACGACGCUUGUCACAAGGAGCGCGCGCAAUCAUGUAUAGUGGCAAUCGACUCAAGGGUGAUGGUGUGACGCUCAAGCGGACGCCUUCUUCACACAGGCCACGAGUCCGACUCUCAAUGAUGAGGAGUUUUCAGAGCUAGCGGCAACACCGGCAGCACCGGCGGCGGCGGCAGCAGCAGGGAAACAGAUUCGGCGCAAGAUGUCACCGACUGGUGAACGUAUGCUACGGGGUGAGCUGCAGAUGUGAAGAGACACGCAUAACUGACACGACACGACUUGGACAUUUAUGCAAAGGUGUCCAGCUUCCUUGACUACACGACAUUCUCUAUGCUAUGCCAACUAGCCUGAUACUCUCCCUUUCUCCGAGAGAGGCACGAUUCGAUAUUCCGCGCGAUGUCACCCGCGCGUCUCCUUG
Molecule: messenger RNA, 1215 nt
Organism: Protomyces lactucae-debilis
Lineage: Eukaryota; Fungi; Ascomycota; Taphrinomycetes; Taphrinales; Protomycetaceae
Exons: 2
Coding region: 269-940 (223 amino acids)
Source: RefSeq, a predicted model, not a curated record